Messenger RNA from Cooperia oncophora, 918 nucleotides. The record is from the annotation of a GenBank genome assembly. NCBI's taxonomy places the organism in Eukaryota, Metazoa, Nematoda, Chromadorea, Rhabditida, Trichostrongylidae.
AUGCACAAAUUGAGUGCAAAGCUCUCAAUGUCCCCCAAGGCGCCGACGAAUCAACGAAAAAAGAGCAGUGGGUUCACGGAAGCCGAUCGGCGGCUGGCUCGAGCUCAACAGCUUAUGGAUGCUGACCUCGAACAGCACACGGUCCCUGUAUCGGAGGAAGUUCCACCCUCAUCGAACAUCGCUAGCACCAACGUUCAGGCUUCUAUUCGAGGAAAGCGCGAGGAGAAACGUCGUGAAAGUGGCGAUAGCGAGAAAAGUGAACAUGCUCGUCAAAAACCCCAGCCUGUUCCGGUCGCUCCUGUCCAACACAAGAGGUCCACGUCGCCAAUAAUUUCGGCGGACUCCUCAUCAGCGGAUGUCCCUCCACCUCCAUGCACUCCACCCACCCCCACGUCAGCUUUCACCGCUUCGUACAACAUACCCACAUCAAGUACCUUAGGUACUUCUAUGCCAAUAUCGAGGCCAUCUGUGAUUCCGGUGUCCGCGGUCCAUCCAACAGUUUACCAAGCACCUAUCACCGGAACUGAACCCAUUCCUAUUCCGGUAAUGCUGCCUGUCAUUCCAACUCUUAUACCCGGUUUAACGUUACCAAUCGGUGGGAUGGACAUGACAAAUGUUUCUUUGGGAGCUUUGGCAGAGUACUAUGGUCAGAUCAGUGCUUACGACGACUCGAAUAUCCCUCCCACACCCACACCGUCAUUGGCAUCAAGUACCGGGAAUGAUCGAGCGGGUGAAUUACGAGAAAUGAGUGCCGAGUUUGCCCGUACUCGACGUCGCAGCGAAAGUGAACAAAGUGUUGCGAGUGAGCUAAGUGCUGCUCCUGAUUGGCUCGAUGAAGUUGUAGGCCCAGACGAUGUGGAUGACGACUUUUUCGGCCAUGGCAGCGGCAAGCGAAUUUAUGAUGAGUGCGAGUGGUGA